GCACGCCGAAUUAAACAGUGCUUAUUAAUAAACCGUCUUAAAAUUAAUCUAAUUUAACGUAUUACACAUUUUUUAAAUUGAAAUAAUUCAGGACUGUCGGCAGGCCACAAAUCUUAGGAACUGUGCAACUGCGCAUGCUCCGCUGCAUCCCGGAAGUUUUGAAUUGUGUCGCUGACAGCUAAAAAAAAGUUGUGCGUGCUUUUCUUUCUGUCCUGCUGCUUUGAGUUUUAGCCCUCACACAUAAAUAAUUAUACAUUUCGCCACCAGAGCAGUGCCUCCAGUGAACAGAUGUCCGACUUCGACCUCGUUCCGGUGGACGGCGGGGAUCCCAUCCACCUGCCGCCCGGGGAGACCGUGGUGGGCAGGGGACCUUUCCUGCGGGUCAAUGAUAAGAGAGUGUCCAGACAUCACGGGCUGCUGGAGAACCUGAACGGAGAGCUGCGUCUUAAACCUACCCACGUGAACCCGUGCUUUGUUCAGUCAUCCCUGACCGACGACCCUCGACCUCUGCAGAGAGAUUCCUGGUACCCUCUUCAUCAUGGAGACCUGUUCUCUCUGCUGCCGGGGCAGUACAUCUACAAGGUGAUGGCCGUGGGUGCAGAAGACCAAACUCCCAGAAACAGUCAGAUGAUUGAAGAAGAGGAAGAAGAAGGAGAAGAAGAAGGACUUCCUGUUUCUCACAAGCCAGAUGUGGAACCACCUCCUCCUAUCAGACAGGACUUUGGACAGACUCCCCCCGAUGAGGAGCCCACAGCAGCAGCUCUGUCAAACCAAGACGACACUGACAGUCCAGACAGAAGUUUAAAUAAGGGAGACUGUGCACAACCCAAAGAAAUGGAGGAUGACCAAAGUGAAGUCACUCCAUCUGAACCCAAGAGAAGAGUUUUACCUGCGUGGAUGAUGGUGGCAGCUGCACAUCCUUCCUCUUCCUCCAGCCCAAAAGUUCAAUCAGCUGUGAAGAGAAGUAAAGGAGCUGCAGCGGCGUCAACCAGCACUAAACGGACAGCAGACAAACCUGCAAAGGCUUCCUCACCUGAGGAGGCAGAGGUCAGCGAGGAGGAAAUGCCAAAGAAGAGGAGAAGGAAGAUGCAUGUUGAAGAAGAAGAAGAAGAAGAAAAAGCAGCCCCAUCUAAAACAAAUGUUCCGUCAGAGCGGCCCACGGUUCGUCUACAGACUGAAUCUAACAGGUCUGAGGUGAGCGACGAGUCUGACAGCUUCACCAUGGAGGUGGAGGAGGAAGAAAGAGGAGGGGGGACUUCUACAGCUCAGAUAAACACCAUGACGCAGCCGUAUGAAAGCACGCAACCCGAGAAUGAGGACAAGAAGUUGAAAAACAGACGACAAACAACCCAACGAGCUGAGUCUGUCGGGUCAAACGGUGGCUCUGUGCCAGGCUCUGUCAAACCUAAUCUCAGAACGCCAUGUCCUUAUGGGAAGGACUGCUACAGGAAGAACCCGAUCCAUUUCCAGGAGUGCAGUCACCCCGGUGACACCGACUACGAGGAGGAGGAAGAGGAGGAAGAGACGGAGGAAGCAGACCGACCUGAGUGCCCCUACGGCACUGAUUGCUACAGGAAAAAUCCUCUUCACAGGAAAGAAUACAAACACACAAAGAGACCAGCCUACACUACACGUACCAUCCCCAAAAAGACCCCUGCUGAUGAUGAAGAUGAAGAUGAGGACUUGGAAGAUGACAGCUUCAUUAAUGAUGACAGCGAGGACGUGGGUGAUGACUCAGACUACAUCCCUCCCGACUCCGAUGACAGCGGUAAGGAGGACGUCAAACGACUGCAGAAAGAAGCAAAGGCCUUUGUGAAGAGGAGGAAGUAGACAUGGCUCCCUUUUUUGCUGUUGUUGUUGUUUGUUGUUAAGCUGUAGCAGGUGCAGAGACACACCACUCUAAUGAGACUAAAUCACCCGGAGAGUGACGCACAAGUGUGAAGAAGUCCAAAACACACUGAAGAUCUGAGUGUACUGCCGGCGUUUACGGGUACACACUGACAGGCUUUCUUCUUAAUCUUAAAAUCUUGGCUUUUAAUGCCUUUUAAUUAUCAGAUAACGUCAGCAGAGACCAAUCAGCUCAGAAAUCUUGUAAUCUGAGUCAGGUGUAGGUGAACUGUCAUGUGUUCAGCACAACAAAUGUCAGAGAAAGAAACAGCCACCACCGCCUCUUCUCCAGUGUCAUAUUACAGUACUGGAUGGUUUCUCAGGUGAAGUUGCCAUUUCUGACAUUUUUUUUUAAAUGUGAAGCUACGUGAAGGAAAGCUAUACAAGUAAGUCUGAUGUUGUGCUCAUUGACAGAUUGUGGAAAAACAACUCGUGCCAGUCAGAGCGUUUUAGGCUGGAUUGUGAAUGUAAACGGGACACUACGAAAUUCAGAAACUGACCCUUCUACCUUUCAGUUCAGCAAACCUUUCCUGAAUACAGGAACCUUUUUUGCACCUUUUUAUAUGUUGUGUCACCUCAAAUAAAACCAAAUAUGAGCAUUGAAACCAGAUCCAAACACCGUCCGUCUCACGUGGAUUAGAAAACCAAGUCUGAGCGUCUCUCAGUCUGCUGUUAAACUCUGGGUUUUAUCAAAUCUCUAAACAGAAAGUGAGAAUUGAAGCAGCACUUUGAGCUCUCAUCACCUCGGUGUCAUCUCCGCGGCCUCUCGUCCAUUUACUCACAUCCCAUUUAAACAUUUCUGAGGUCAUGUUUAUUAAACAUUUGCUUCCAGCUGCCAACCUGCACAAGCUGUCAGGUGGCUCCACAGGUGUUGUCAUGGCAACAUGAAACACAACAAGGGGCACAAAUAAUUCAAGCUGAAUAAAGGAAGAUAUUUCUUUGUUUAGAUUUUAUUCCAGAUGAAGCUCCAUUUUUUUUUUUUUUUUUGUCAGAUUGAUUCUGUCCGUGUAAAUAUGUAUAAUUAAGGAGUUUUAGGAGUAGAGCACUUGUAAUUUUUAAACUGUUUUUCUUACAUUGUUCAAUUACAUCUGAUGAAAACAAA
This is a messenger RNA of Larimichthys crocea (large yellow croaker), 2989 nucleotides long. RefSeq names its product aprataxin and PNKP like factor (gene aplf). The coding region runs from base 289 to 1830 and encodes 513 amino acids. The transcript has 11 exons. Gene Ontology annotation, cellular component: nucleus; site of double-strand break. Gene Ontology annotation, biological process: double-strand break repair. The record is from RefSeq and is a predicted model, not a curated record. Gene Ontology annotation, molecular function: 3'-5' exonuclease activity; DNA-(apurinic or apyrimidinic site) endonuclease activity; protein binding. NCBI's taxonomy places the organism in Eukaryota, Metazoa, Chordata, Actinopteri, Sciaenidae.